CAUGUCUGGCAUCGAGUCGACUGAGGAGCCUUGCGACAGCAUGACAGAGUCGCAGAGUCUGUCGCCUUUGGAGCCCGAAGAGCGGCAGACUCGCAAGGAUUCUGGCUUGCAAUCGCAAAGCCUUACCAAACGACACUUCGCCUUCUCGCCUCACCGACUAAUCACAUCGAUAUCGCGACAUACGUCGCCUCACAAGCCACGACCGAAAUCCGAAUCAAGGGUGCCCGUGCCGAAACUGCAUUCUCUACCGCCACAACGCCUGGCUAGCCCUGAGAGAGAUAAGCCUUCCAUAGAAGGCAUAUCCAAAUCGUUUGUGAGUUUCCUCACUGCAGCCAGCGUCUACGCUGGGUUCCAGGACUUAGAAGGAGAAGACCAACAGGUAUCGCCCGAUGACGUUUCCGCGGGCGAGUCAGAGGACCAGCAAGCUGACGAAUCGUCCGAUGAACAGGAGGACGACGAUCAGGAUGACCGUACAUUUUACGCCACAGACCCUUCGCCCACCGAGCUGACCAUUAAUGAGAAUACGCCAUUGCCAGAGCCAGAGCCACCGCGUCGGACCCUCCGCAAAGCCAGAUCGCGGUUCGAGUUCUCUGUGGUGAAGAGGCUCUCUGAGAACGAAAAUGACCAGCUGGCGCAGAAAAGAGCGAUCGCGCUCUCGAACAAGCUGAAGAGAACAUUUGACAUUUCCGAUACAGACGUCUUCAUCAGUGAUUAUCCGUGCUGGUUGAUGGGAGACGUUCUGUUGCAGGGCCAUCUCUAUAUCACCAAGCACCACAUCUUGUUCUUUGCAUUUUUACCCAAGAAACAGGGCUCCAUUUCGAAAUCGGGCGCGCUGACCACGAAAUCGUAUCCGUCUCUUCGAGAGCACCGCAAAUGGGCUGUCCUACGCAACAACACCUUCAGCGUGUAUUCAAAUUCGACAGAUCUGUAUUUUCCGCUACUGGUGAUCGAUCUCCGAACUGCUUUGCGCGCAGAAAUUCUGCAAAGCAGUAGCACGAAGCAGAAUCCAAGUAAACCGGUAUGGAUUCGGAUCAUAACAGAGUCAAGAACGCACUGGUUUCUUGCUGACAAUUUGGCUUCAGCUAGAUCCUGGGUCUCGAGUCUCAAGAAGCACAUAUUCGCCUCAAGGAACAAAGGCGACCAGGUGGCGAUCAAGAUCCCUCUGCAGAACGUGGUUGACCUGGAGCUGACCUCUGUCAUCGGGGUGACCAAGAAUUUGAGGAUCAAGGUCAUUGAGAGUGCAGAUACGUUUGCCAUAGAUGACUACUUUCUGAUGUUCUUUUCAAGAGGAGAAAAGGCCGUGGAGGAUAUCAAGAAAGUGAUUCACGAUGCGGGUAUGGAGAUCUCAGAGGGAACGAGCACGGAAAGCGAGGACGAGCAGGGUGUGGACAACAACCUUCUGAAAUCCAAGAUCGAGCUACUGAAAAAGUCUCCGUCAAUGGUGCAGACCUCCAGUAAGUCGAAUGUCCCCGUUAUCCGAAUGGACGAGCCUGCGGACGAUUUCAGCCAAGAGCAAGAAUCUGCAGAAAGCUCCAAACCUGUAUCGGACGAUGAGAUUGUGUCGGCAGACGAUAACCAAGAGUUGGAGGAGAAGCAACCACAGGACAAUCUGGCAAACGCUGAAAAAGAAAGUCAUGACAAAGUUUCAAGAGCUAACAGUCGUCGUACGUGGUCGACAAGGUCAUUAGUGCAAGGCCUAACAGCUAUCACUCAGGGAUGGAUGUCGCCCUCUCCCAUGGCUCAUUUCGAUGAGAAAUACGCAGUUUUGCGAGGAGAGGAGGAUUCAUACUUUGUCAAGGAUGCAGAGCAGCGUAAAGCAGCUACAGAGCGGUUCAGAAAACAUUUCUCUCUCACGGAUGGUGAAAAGCUUAUUGCCACAUACCAUGCAUAUCUGGUCAAGGGGAUUCCUGCAUACGGUAAGAUAUAUCUUGGGUCCAAUGAGAUGUGUUUCCGUUCGACGUUGCCCGGAACAGGAACAAUAAUGAUCCUCCCUUUUUCGGAUAUCGAAAACGUGAAUAAGGAGAAAGGUUUUCGAUUUGGAUACUCUGGGCUGGUUGUCGUCAUUCACGGACAUGAGGAACUGUUUUUCGAGUUUGCCAGCGACCAAGCGCGGGACGAUUGUGAGUUCAUGCUUCUGAAGCAAAUGGAUAUGUUCAAGAAAGGAAGCACCGAUAGCAGUCCUCCGAAUGCGAGCGAAGGUUCGAGCGAUGAGAGUUGCAAUUUAGCAGAGUCCAAUACAAGUUUAGCAUCUGCCAGAUUGAGGAUGUUCGAAAAUCGAAUCCAUGAUGCAAUUGGCCUGGACGUGCCGAUCAUCAUAGAAGAGCAUCCAUUGACCAAAACCAAAGUUAGGCCGUUGAAAUCUUACAGAUUCACGCUGUUGACGAUUGGAUCCAGAGGAGACGUUCAGCCUUAUAUUGCAUUGGGAAAGGCCUUGAUGAAAGAGGGCCACCAGGUUCGUAUUGUCACGCAUGCCGAGUUCGAGCCUUGGAUCAAGAAACAUGGUAUUAGGUUUGCAUCGAUAGCGGGAGAUCCAUCAGAACUCAUGGCAUUGAUGGUCACCCAUCCAACCAUAAAUUACAACUUUAUAAAGGAGGCCAAGUCAAAGUUCCGGAGCUGGAUCGAUGACCUGUUGGUCACAUCAUGGAAAGCCUGUCAGGACACAGAUAUUCUGAUCGAGUCUCCGUCGUCAAUAUGUGGUAUUCACAUUGCUGAGAAGCUGCAAAUUCCUUACUUCCGUGCUUUUACCAUGCCGUGGACACGUACGAGAGCGUAUCCUCACGCCUUCAUGGUUCCCGAUCAGAAACUGGGCGGCGCAUACAACUAUAUGACCCAUGUGGCUUUCGAAAAUGGAUACUGGCGAGGAACCGCUCAUCAGGUGAAUAAAUGGCGUGUUGAAACGUUAAGGCUGCCUAAAACGUCUCUAGCAGAGAUGAAACAGAAUAACGUUCCUUUCCUUUAUAACGUUUCGCCAACCGUCUUUCCUCCUUCUGUGGAUUUUGCUGAGUGGGUCAAAGUUACCGGUUACUGGUUUUUGGAUGAAAGCGAGACGUACCAGCCACCCGAGGUUCUGACUAAGUUCAUCGAGCAGGCGAGAAAAGACGGGAAAAAGGUGGUUUACAUUGGAUUUGGGUCCAUCGUCGUUUCCAAGCCUUCAGAACUCACCCAAGCGGUUGUGGACGCUGUUCUUGAGGCCGAUGUCAGGUGCAUUCUGAAUAAAGGGUGGUCAGAUCGUCUGGGAACGAAGACCGAAAUUGAGGUGGUGCUUCCACCUGAAAUAUAUAAUGCUGGAAGCGUGCCCCAUGAUUGGCUAUUUCCUCAGAUCGAUGCUGCUGUUCAUCACGGAGGCUCUGGAACGACAGGAGCUUCGUUGCGGUUCGGGGUGCCGACAAUCAUCAAGCCGUUUUUUGGAGACCAGAAGUUUUAUGCAGGAAGAGUCGAAGACCUUGGAUGUGGUGUUAGUCUGAAAGAUUUGAACUAUAAGAGUCUGGCGAGGGCUCUCAAGGAGGUGACCACCAACACAAGGAUUAUCGAAAAGGCUAAACUUGUGGGAGCGAGAAUCCGGUCCGAAACAGGCGUUCAAACUGCCAUUGAAACAAUUUACAACGAAAUGGAGUACGCUCGGAGUUUAUCAAUCAGCAAGGUGAAACCAGUUUCUGUUGUAAAGAGCGACGAGGAGUUUGAUGACGAUAAAGACGAGGAAGUUGAAGGCUCGUGGUUACUGGUUUGAAAUACUUGUCAAUUAAUAAUAUCCUUUGUUAUACACUCUAUCACCAAUUUGCAACGUCCUCAGCCUCACCGAAAACGCUUUCCUUGUGUUCUGUGUCGUCGUCCUGCCAAUCUGGAUUAUUGCCCUCGUGGUCCAUAAUCUCCUUGAUAUGGGCUUUUUCGAAAUUUAAUAUCAAGUCAUUGAUUUCCUUGAAUUCUAGCAGGAACGCAUCAUGUCCUUCUGGAGAGUUGAUUUUCUUGAGCGUUGAGUUUGGCAUGUUUUUGGCAAUGAAGAUCUGCUCACUGAGCGUGAACAGCGCGUCCGAGUCGAUUCCAAUAAUCAGGGACGGCUGCUUCAGGCUCUGCAGUGCUUUUGCGGCGUCAUUGUCGAAUUCUGGGCGGUCGCGGCCGACGUCGUGCGUGUCGAGCUUCCUCGUGAUGGAUAUGUAGCAGUUGGCGUCAAAUCGAUGGUGGAACUUUUGUGCUUGGUACCUGAGAUAGCUCUGUGCUGAGAAGUAGUGUUGCGGUCUGCGUUUUGGUCUGGUUCUAGCCGAUGUGGCAGAGCUUAGGCUUUCUGUGUCUGCCGAGGAAACUGAUGAGUCCAUUGAGUUUGAGCGACUAGCGUGUCUCGACUCAAACGAUCUCCUGUGCACAGAGGCACCGUGGUUGUGGAUUUGCCAAUGCUCUUCCUUUGCCGAAGGAGAGUCCUCGAUCGCAUUAGCCUCGUCGGGGCCCGGAGUGCUCUGUUGGCUCUUAUUCUUCUGCUGUUCUGUUGGCUGUCCACGACCAAAUCUGCUCUCAAACGAAUUUCGCGACCUGUAUGUGAGUAAAGCUGCCAUCCGCGCAGCUCCAAGCCCAUUCACAGGAGGGUCUUCCAGACUAUAGUAGCCGUCGUCGUAUUUGGGGUCGGAAUAUAUGCACUGUCUCUGGGCCUCUCCCCACGAGAUGCACCAUGCCGAGUGUCUCGCACUGGUUGCCAGCGCAACAAGGUUUUUCACAAACCGUCCUUCGUCAACAAAACACCAUUCCAGAGCGAGCAUGCCUCCCAUGGAUCCACCCACACACAUCGCUAUCUGUUUCACUCCCAGAGAGUCCAGAACCAGCUUAUGAAUACGCACAUCAUCACGCACCGUGCAGAUCGGAAAUUCCGGGCCGUACAGCUGGUUAUACUCGGGAUCCAUAGUCACAGGCGAGGCAGAUCCAUACGGAGACCCUAGCGAGUUCAGGCAGAUGAUGAAAUACUUGGUAGGGUCGAACGCACGGUCGCGUCCUAUCAAUGGUCCCCACCAGUCCUUUACAUCCGCAGAGCCGGUCAGGGCGUGUGCUAUAAGCAUGCAGUUGUCUCCUUUGUCGUUGAGCUUUCCCCAUGUCUUGUACGCCACCGGCACUUUGUACAGCACGUCACCCGAUUCGAGCUCGAACUCUGGGAUCUCUACAAUUGUCUGGCCACUCACGAGCUUCGAAAAUGGGUUUUCGGGCUGUUCUUUGACGAUCUUGUACCCCA
Ogataea polymorpha is the source of this 5209-nucleotide messenger RNA. RefSeq lists its product as uncharacterized. The record is from RefSeq and is a predicted model, not a curated record. Gene Ontology annotation, biological process: carbohydrate metabolic process. Gene Ontology annotation, molecular function: UDP-glycosyltransferase activity; hexosyltransferase activity. The annotation marks the transcript as partial. NCBI's taxonomy places the organism in Eukaryota, Fungi, Ascomycota, Pichiomycetes, Pichiales, Pichiaceae. The transcript has a single exon.